GGCGCCUCAGCAUGGCUCAGGCGCUGCUGGGGCUGCUGCUCUGCUUGGGCUCCGGCGUGGCGCGCAGCAGCAGCAGCAGCAGCAGCAUCGUCGUCGAGGCUCCCGGCGGGAUCCGGCUGCCGCUGCGCAACGGGCUGGGGGCUCUGCAGCAGGUGGAGCCGCCGCGGACGCCCCGCUCGGCGGGCGAGCAGGACGAGGCGCGGCGGCCGCGCAGCAGCUUCGUGGACAUGAUCGACAACCUGCGCGGCAAGUCCGGGCAGGGCUACUACGUGGAGAUGACGGUGGGCAGCCCCCCGCAGAAGCUGAAUAUCCUGGUCGACACUGGGAGCAGCAACUUUGCGGUGGGCGCAGCGCCUCACCCCUUCCUCAGGCGGUUCUACCGGCGCCAGCUCUCCAGCACCUACCGGGACCUGCGGAAGGGGGUGUAUGUGCCGUACACGCAGGGGAAGUGGCAAGGGGAGCUGGGCACCGAUCUGGUCACCAUCCCCCAUGGCCCAAAUGUCACGGUCCGGGCCAACAUUGCCGCCAUCACCGAGUCGGACAAGUUUUUCAUCAACGGCUCCAACUGGGAAGGGAUCUUGGGCCUGGCAUAUGCCGAGAUUGCCCGGCCUGACGACGCCCUGGAGCCCUUUUUUGACUCCCUGGUGAAGCAGACCCAGGUGCCGAACGUCUUCUCGCUGCAGCUGUGUGGGGCGGGCUUCCCACCCAAUGACUCGGAGGCCCUGACAUCUGUGGGGGGCAGCAUGAUUAUUGGGGGCAUCGACCAGUCGCUUUACGUGGGCAGCAUCUGGUACACGCCGAUUCGGAAGGAGUGGUAUUACGAGGUCAUCAUUGUCAAGGUUGAGAUCAACGGGCAGGAUCUGCAAAUGGACUGCAAGGAGUACAACUACGACAAGAGCAUCGUCGAUAGUGGCACCACCAACCUCCGGCUCCCCAAGAAAGUAUUUGAGGCAGCUGUGAAGUCCAUCAAGACGGCUUCCUCGACGGAGAAGUUCCCUGACGGCUUCUGGCUGGGGGAGCAGCUGGUGUGCUGGCAGGUGGGCACCACCCCCUGGCACAUCUUCCCGGUCAUCUCUCUCUACCUGAUGGGCGAGGCCACCAACGACUCCUUCCGGAUCAGCAUCCUGCCCCAGCAAUACCUGCGCCCUGUCGAGGACGUGGCCACGUCUCAGGAUGAAUGCUACAAGUUCGCCAUCUCGCAGUCUUCCACCGGCACCGUCAUGGGUGCGGUCAUCAUGGAGGGCUUCUACGUUGUGUUUGACCGUGCACGCAAGCGCAUCGGCUUUGCUGUCAGUGCCUGCCACGUCCAUGAUGAAUUUCGGACAGCGGCCGUGGACGGGCCUUUUCCGCACUCCAACAUGGAGGACUGUGGCUACAACAUUCCCCAGACGGAUGAGUCGACGCUGAUGACCAUUGCCUACGUCAUGGCCGCCAUCUGCGCCCUCUUCAUGCUCCCGCUCUGCCUCAUGGUCUCCCAGUGGCGCUGCCUGCGCUGCCUGCGCCGGGCCCAGGACGACUUUGCUGACGACAUCUCCCUGCUCAAGUGACCUCGGCGGCCCCCUCCCCACCCGCCUUCUGGCAGCAGAGGGGGCUGCUGACCUGGGCAGGGCAGGGCGCCCCCACGGUCGGAGGGGCUGGGGGGGCACUCUGGAACUGCUUUGGGCCCACAGCCAGCGCAGCGACUGGGGUGCAGUUCAGCAAAAGCCCCACCUGACUCCCCCCCCACCCAGUGACUGAAAUGAUGGUUUACAAAGCUGCUGCUGCUGCCGCCGCCACCACACAGACCCCCCCCCCACCCAGCCUGGUGGGAGAAGCGUGCUGGGGUGAGACGUGGCGGGCCAGCGAGGGGGCUGAGCAGCGAGACCUCUUCUCCGCUGGCUUCGUGGUCCACCCUGUGGCUGUGACUCUCUUGGCCACGGAGGCUUCGUAACAGGAGCAGCAGCAGCAGCAAGACCCCCCCAAUGUUGCUUCUAGAUAGAGCCGCUGUGAGUACCUCUUGUUCCUUAAACAUAUAUAUAUAGAGAGAGAGAGAGAGAGAGAGAGAGAGAGAGCGAGAGAGAGAGAGCGAGCGCACCCCUCGGCCUUGACAGGCAGCCUCCGCCCCCCCAACUGCCUCUCUGAGCUGGACUCGGGGUUGGGGUGGCAGCCCCAGGAAGCGGGUCCCUCCCCAGGGUGGCCCAUUGACUCCAUUUGCCGGGACGGCUCCGAAAGAGAAGGGCCCCGCAGGGACGAGCCCCGGCUCUCUCCAGGGGUGCAUUAGUGCCAGCCUGAACUGCCAGUGCAGUGGCUCACCUCGUCGCUGGGAAUGCCUCCGCCCACCCCACCCUGGCAGCUGUUGGCGCUACUGGCGGCUGAUGACCUUUGCCUGUGUCAUGGCUGCCAUCUGCCCGGGCCCGGCGGGGGCUCAGGGAAGUGCAGCGCUCUCAGCUGGCCCCCUCCCCAGGCUGCCAGGGACUGGGACCCUGAUACCAGCCCUGCUGGCAAUGCCUAGGAUCCCACUGCUGCUGCCCCCCCCGGGCUUUGGUGGGGCGGCUGGUGUUGCGGGUUCAGGAGCAGCAAUUCCUCCCUCCCUCUCUCCUAGGCCUGGACUCUGCUCCCAGGAGGGGGCCAGCUGGGAGGGGGCCAGCUGGGAGAGCCCCCCCUGCCCAGACUCACAUGCAGGGCCCCAGGAGGCCUUCCCAGGGAAGGCUGCCAUGAACAGACCCCCCCGCCCCCCCAACCUGCUCAGAGACCAAAGCCCGUCUCCGGCGGUGCUGACGGUGCCCUUGCUCCCCUCCACGCCUUUUUCCAGGCCUCCCCUGCGCUCUGCCGAGGACUAGGGCUGCCCUCCCGGAUGCUCUCCGCUUGUACAAUACUCUGUAAAUAUUUGUAAUACUGCCCCCCCCUCCCCCAUUUAUCUCAAAAGGCAAGCGGGGGGUGGGGGGAAGGAGCCAACCUUUUUUUAAAAAAAAACACACAACUGCUGGUUUGUUUCCAAGGUCUGGUUGCUUUUAUACUUGUCUGCUGGGGGGGUCAGUUGGGCCAGCCAGGAGGAAGGGAGGGAGACGGGAAGGGACGGAUGCACUUUAGGGAUUGCUCCAGGUUUGGAGUGGAGCUGGGGGCUGUUCUCUGCCCAUCCCUGUUCCCAGUGAGGGGCUGUGGGGUGGGAGUCCAGCUCCAGCUGCUGCUCAGAUGGUUGGUUUAAAAUAAUCUCGUGGCAGUGAGGGGAAGGGGGGUCCCUCCCUCUCCCCAAGGUGGCAGGCGCCCCCCCCCCCACACACCCCGGUCCCUCUUCUAGCAAGGUAUUUCAUGUGGAGGCAACUGCCCGUCCCUGGCAUGUUUUCCAGCAGUGAUGGCUGCUGCUCUGCUGCGAGGGGGCCAGGACUGCAGGCAGCUCCCUCCAGCGGGGCCCCUGGUCCCUCCAGCCCCAUCUCCUGGGAGAGUGACUUUGCAGCUCUGGGGCAGAGCGUCACCCCGCAGGCGCAGAACCCCCUGCCCCCGUUUGCCUUGUCCUAGUUGGGGGAGAGGCAGAGUAAGCACAGGGGGGGGGCGCUGGAGAAAUGCUGCCUUGGUCAGGGGAGUUGCUGCAGGGCCAAGCGUAGCACAGCCCCGGGGCAGAGAGAGCACAAAGCCUCUGCUGAAGAUGUGCACGCCAGGGAGGCGGGGAGCCGAGCCUCUGCUCCUGGUGCGGCCCAGGGCAGCAUCAUAGCGGAAGUGGCCGGCAGGCGGGUGCAACCUGGUCCCUGCCCACCCCUCACCUCCGCGACUGCCUGGCGUGCUGGUGACUCGCUUAAGCAGACGACUCCCGGGCAGAGUCACCCGCUGCAAGCCCCCCCUUGGCCCCAGUGCCCAGGAGUGGGGCCAGAAUUCUAGUGGCAAGAAGGAAUGUGUGGGUGGGGGGGGGGGGCAGUUGGAAGGAAGAUCCACUCAUGGCAGGCACCAAAGGGAUUAGAGCACUCUGUCACCCCCCCUCCCAAAACGUCUAUAUAAGUCAUGAAUGUUAAUACAGUAAAUUAUUGCAUUAAAGAGAGAAAAGCC
Hemicordylus capensis (graceful crag lizard) is the source of this 4017-nucleotide messenger RNA. RefSeq names its product beta-secretase 1 (gene BACE1). Gene Ontology annotation, biological process: amyloid-beta metabolic process; membrane protein ectodomain proteolysis. Gene Ontology annotation, molecular function: aspartic-type endopeptidase activity. Gene Ontology annotation, cellular component: membrane; trans-Golgi network; endosome. The transcript has 9 exons. Bases 12 to 1547 code for a protein of 511 amino acids. The record is from RefSeq and is a predicted model, not a curated record. Lineage: Eukaryota; Metazoa; Chordata; Lepidosauria; Squamata; Cordylidae.